AUGGGGCGGAUCCAGUCUCUCACCUCGCGCAGCGCGCUUCUCUUCUUUUCGCUCGGUUCUCUCUUGUCUGGAGCAGCUGCGCAGGAUGAUUCCACAAGACUUCGGGAUUGCCUGACUGCUGCUAACCUCCAGGCCACAUUCUCUGACGCAAGCAACUGGCAAAAUGUCACCUCUCCUUGGUCUCUUCGGUUCAAUCCAGAGCCCGCCGCAGUCGUCAUUCCUCGCAACCGAGACGAAGUUGCCGCUGCUUUGGCUUGCGGCGUUGAUGCAGGUGUGAAAGUCUCGCCACUGAAUGGAGGGCAUUCCUAUGGAGCCUACGGUCUUGGUGGUGUAGAUGGCGCUCUGGUCCUAAACAUGGAACGCUUCACCGACGUGACUUAUGAUCCUGCGACAGGAUAUUUGACUUACGGUGCAGGGAACCGCGUUGGUCGCGUUGUUACAUGGGCGUGGGAGCGUUAUGGUCGACAUUUCCCACACGUUCGAGCCAACUGGGUCGGCCUUGCUGGUUCUUCCAUUGGCGGUGGCUUUGGAACAACGAGCCGUUUCCUCGGAAUUCCAAUGGACAACAUUGUCAGUGUUGAGAUGAUGCUUUACAACGGUACAGUUGUCACAGCCUCCAAGCAAAUAAACCCAGACCUGUUCUUUGUUGUCCAAGGCGCAGCCUCAUCCUACGGUAUCCUUCUGUCCUUGACCACCAAGACCUGGAAGCCGGAGUUCCAGAGCGUCACCAACUUCACGAUUUCGCUCGGAAACGUGGAUCUCGACACUGGUGCGCAAGCGCUCAUUGAUAUCCAGGAUUGGGCCAUGACUAAAGCCCCUGACACGUUCUCCCUCAGGUGGCAAUUGGCAGGAGAGUGGAACGGCAGCGGUUUCUUCUACGGCAACCCCGCCGAAUUCGACGCCAUGUUUGCCGGCCUCAUCGAGCGACUCCCAAACACGACCACCUUCACCAAAUCUGUAGCCGACUUCUGGACCAUGGAGAACUUUGCCGCACCCUCGCUCAACGGCACCUUUGACACCUUCCCAGCCCGCAGCAUGUACCUCCAGGCCCUCGUCCUCCGCUCCGACCAGCCCUUCACCUUCGAGUCCGCAAAGGCACUCUACCAAUACACCACCCUCGCCUUCAACCGCACCGACCUCACCGAAUUCGGCUUCCUGGACCUCUGGGGCGGCGUCUCCCGCGACGUCGACGACAGCGCCCAAUCCAUGGCCUACGCCAACAACCAAUGGCUCAUCCGCUGGGAAGGCCGGCUCGCAAAUGGGCUGACCCAAUGGCCGGCCGACGCCACAGAAUACAUGCAAGCCGGCUUCCGCCCCUUCCAACAGCAACUCCAGCGCGAGGGCAUCCCCCUCCGCGGCUUCGUCAACUACCGCGACACUGAGCUCACCAUUGACGAGUGGAGCGUCCGCCUCUACGGUAACAACUUUGAGAAGAUGAAGCGCAUCAAGACCCUCUAUGAUCCCCAGGGCGUCUUUACUACUCACCCGCAGAGUAUCCCUUCAUCGGCAAGCUCCUAG
Messenger RNA from Plenodomus lingam JN3, 1518 nucleotides. RefSeq lists its product as uncharacterized. The record is from RefSeq and is a predicted model, not a curated record. Lineage: Eukaryota; Fungi; Ascomycota; Dothideomycetes; Pleosporales; Leptosphaeriaceae. Gene Ontology annotation, molecular function: FAD binding.